AUGUUGCCACGCACGGUGCCGCACUUUGGGCAGAGCCUGGUGAUGCGGAAGACCAACGUGGUCUGCAACAACCUGGGGGGUCUGGGCCCGCUGCGGGGCCCGGCGGAGCUGCGGUUCCGCGGCGCGGGGUCUUUGGCACCCGUCGCGGGGCUGGGGGGCCGCAACACCUCGCUGGACGUGGUGCUGCGGGUCAAGGAGGGCUAUCGGCCCCAAAGGCCCGCGCUCAACGGCCUGGGGGGCCAUCACUUCGCGGCCGCUGUGAAUGUGGCUGCGGGCACGGAGGCCGUCGUGCAACUGCGCCUGGUGCGCACGCCCAUGCGCCUGGAGGCCAAGGAGGAAGAGCCGAUCGAGGUGUCCAAGCUCUUCGUCUCCAUCUUCGACGCCGAGGAUCCCUUCCAAGGUGUUGCGCCGGGCGAGGUCUUCGUCAAGCACGCGGAGGCGGCGUACUGGCCCAACGGCACCAUGCUGGCUCUGGAGGGCAAGGUCUGGGAAGUGCCCGCGGGCCUCGCCCCCACGCUGCUCUUCCGCAGCUCCGGGGGCUUCGAGGCGACCCUGGCCGCCGCGCCCUCCGCAGGCAAUCUGGUGGGGGGCUCCUGGUUGGGCCGCACCUUCUUCAUCGCCCUGCGCUCCCCGGACGUGGUGCAAGCCGAGCGGAUGCCAGGAGUCUCGCUGCGCUCCACGUCGACGUCGCUGGCUCCGAGCGGAGGAGCUGUUGCUUCCGGCGCGGCCGCGUCGGCCGCGGCGGCUCUGGCGAGCGCGGCUCUGUCAAAGGAGCUGGGGCUGGGGCAUAUGCUGAAGCUGGAGCCAUCACAGGUGCGGUACAACAAUUUGGGGGGCCAGGGGCCUGGGCACUUGGACGAGCCCUCCAUCAUGCGACUGGAGAAGGUGGCGGCCCAGAACGGCGAGGACUUGGAUCUGGUGGUCCAGGUGCGGGGCUCCUACCAGCCCUCCGCCCCCAACGGCGUCAGCCACGGCGCCUUGCUGGUCACUGUGGCCAUGGACACUAGCGUCACGCUGCUGCUCUCCUUCUGCAAAUGGUCCAAGGAGAGGUCCCAGGAGGAGGACGUCGCGCUGGAGCAUCUGUAUCUGCGGAUCUCGGACCUGGAGGACAAGGUGCCUUCGCUCAGCAGCGACGGGGAGGUGAUCUUCCAAGGCUUCCAGGCCGCGCGGUUUCCGGGCAAGGAGUGGAUCAAGGCCGACCUGUUGCAGGCGUCCGACUCCUGGGCGGUGCCUGCGGGCCCGGCGCCCACCGCGGCCUUCAAGAAGCAGAGGCGGCUGGAGGUGACGCUGGCGCCGCGGACGCGAGGCGGUACGGAUUUCCAGGGCCGGCGCUUCUUGCUGCACUUCUCCUCGCAGGAUGUGCAGGCCUGUGAAGUCAGACUUGGGUGA
Effrenium voratum is the source of this 1389-nucleotide messenger RNA. The record is from the annotation of a GenBank genome assembly. NCBI's taxonomy places the organism in Eukaryota, Dinophyceae, Suessiales, Symbiodiniaceae.